AUGAAUACUUUAAUGUAUGAUGAUCAAGAUCCAGAUUAUUUUAUGUUAUUUAAUAGUGACAUAAGUCAUCAAAAUAUUUUUGAGAAAAAUGUUCGCUCUAAUACAGCUAAAAAAAUAUCUUCAAUCAUAGAACCUGAAUUUAUAAAUGAAAUUAAUAAUAAAAAAACAGAAAUUUAUAAAAUUUACAAAAAUCUUAGCAAAGCUUGCAAAAUGUUACAUUAUUUACGAUUUUCUAUAAUAACUAAUUUUUAUAAUCGAGAAAGUAUUUACAAUAGUGACAUACAAGCAAUAAAGCAGUCACGUUUACAUUGUACACUUACUUCUUUUACAAAAAAUGCUUCUACCAGUAAUAUUAAAUACACAAAUAAUUGUUUGAAUGAAUCAAAUGAAAUUAUGAGAAUAAAGAGGAAAAAUAAUAAUGAAUAUAAUAACUUCAAAAGAAAAUGCUUAAAAAAUCUGAAUCCAGAAGAUGUUUUAAAUAGACCAUCUUUGCCAAUUUCAACCUUAAAACUAAAGAAAAGAAUAAUUGUUGGAAACAUAUCAAAAUGGAUUAUACCUGAUCUGAGAGAUAGUAAUUCAACUCACAAAUGGACUAUUUAUAUCAGAGAUAGUAAUAAAUGUGAUGUUGGACAAUUUAUAUCUAAAGUUCGUUUUUUUUUACACCCUAGUUACAAACCAAAUGAUAUUGUUGAACUUACAUCUACUCCUUUUCACUUAUCUAGAUAUGGAUGGGGUGAAUUUCCUGUAAGAAUUCAAUUGCAUUUUACAAAUAGUUUUAAUAGACCAGUUGAUAUUAUUCAUCACUUAAAACUGGAUCGAACAUUCACAGGUCUUCAAACCAUUGGAUCAGAAACAAUAGUUGACCUAUGGAUUAAUGUAAAAGAUAUAUCAAGUAUAUCAUCAAACAUAAAAAAAACUAAUAAUAAAAAUAAUAUUUCAAUCAAUGAUAAAUUUAAAAUAGAUUUAUCAGCAAACCGUUAUUUCAAUAAUGAUCAUAAUUAUAUUGGAACAAGUGUAAGAAAUGAUGAAGAAAAUUCUAAUUUGCAAAAUUCCCAAACUUUUACAGAUCUCAAAUUAAAAAUACUACAAACAAAUUCAGAUUCUGAACAACUGUCAUUAAUACAAUUAAAUAUUUUGGAGGACGACGUUAUUAAGCACUGCUCAACAAAUAAUAAAUAUAAAUCUCAAGAAGUCACCAAUAUCAAGAAUUCACUAAAACAUUCUUAUUUUGAUACCAAAAUAUAUUCUAAAUUAAAUACUUCAUACAGUAUAUUGAAAUUUAUUAUGAAAAGGAUACCUCUUAUUUCUAAAAAGUCAUCAAAAUCCUAUUAUAAAUUACUUCAUUACUAUCGAAAUGAAAACUAUCAUCAAUUUUGUAACUAUUCCAAAGGAAAACAGCAAUCUUUAGAACGAUACAGAGCUAUAUAUGCUCUCACUAUUAUUCAAAAUAUAAAGUAUUUCAAAUAUACUUAUAAUAUUAAUGAAUUGAUAACUUGGACUAAAAGAUAUUGUUACAGUCCAAUUUUAAAUUUGAAAAAUAUUCAUAAAAUAUGUAUAUCAAGUAAAUCAGAUAAUAUUAAAACGAAUAGUUUGUAUGAAUACACAUCAACAAUUUCAGAUCAACUUUAUAAGUGGUUUUUACAGUGUCAAAUAACGAGUCCGAACUUAACAAAUUUUGCUUCUGAUAAUAAUGAUCAGAUAGAUAUUUUAAAUAUUCCAUUAAAAAUUCCUGAUGCUUUAGCUGUAUAUUAUGAUAACUUAUAUGAAAAUCAUAAUACAGUAUUUUUAAUCAAAUAUCCUGAAACAGAUGACAUUUUAAGCGAAUAUGUUUGUAAGUCUGUACAGAAAAUUGGACUAAAAUUUGUAAACGAAGAAAUUCUACCAGGGAUUUCACACCAUUCAGCAAUUCUACUUAUGACAAAAGCUAUUGAAUUUUUAGUUGAUGACCUCAUUAGAAUAGCUUUUUCAUGUGCUUUAGAUAAAUUAAAAAAUGAAAGAAGUAGUAUAUUUAUUAAAUUAGAUGAUGUUCGUAUGGCUUUAUUAAAAAAAGAAGAGUUUGAAAUUUUUACAAAUGCUGGAUUAGGAUCAGAAGGAUGAAAAAUAGAUUAAAAUACAGUAAUUUAAGUCAAUGAAAUACAAAUGAAUGAACUUUGGA
Ceratosolen solmsi marchali is the source of this 2155-nucleotide messenger RNA. It is a transcript of the gene D12, whose product is annotated as YEATS domain containing 2 homolog D12. NCBI's taxonomy places the organism in Eukaryota, Metazoa, Arthropoda, Insecta, Hymenoptera, Agaonidae. The record is from RefSeq and is a predicted model, not a curated record. Gene Ontology annotation, biological process: regulation of DNA-templated transcription. The transcript has 3 exons. The coding region runs from base 1 to 2097 and encodes 698 amino acids.